UACUUUCAAGAGUAACAACUUAAGCAUGACAACAUAAAUCUAUUUGUUUAGACUCGCCGUUGUUUGAGAAAGAAGUUCAUUCAAGAAAGAAAAGAUCGGAUAGCGGAAAAAAUAGUUAUAUUUUUCUCGACAACAGAAGUGGGAAGACGGCCAAGGUAAACAAACCGGUCAAUAAAAAUCUCGUUGCAUGUGCGUGAGAAACCCGUGUUUCAGUCAAAGGCCAAGUGCACAAACGUAUUUCUGAGAAAUGUGCAAAGUUCACGCAUUAAAAGUCACGUUUCUAGUAAUUAAGGCCAACUCCUUUUAAUUAAGUGUUCCGAUGAGUUUCCGAUAAAUGCGCUUCCGUGUACAUACACUUGCAAGAAUUAUUGUUUUUGUUGGUUUCUAGAGGAUGAGAACGUAUUCAUACGAAUUACGACGUGUUGCUUUCAGACUCAAGACACACAUAUUCAAUUUCACACAAUUUAUAUCUAUGUGAAGUCAGUGCACUUAACACAUUAUAUAGUUGGAUUUCAUGAAGUGGGACAGGGGAAGUGUGGGGAACUCGGAAAGACAGUUAUCUCAUCAUCAUCAUCAUCAUCAUCAUCAUCAUCAAUCAAUUUUAUUUAAAAUGAAAACACGCUAGCCUUGCACAACUGAAAGCUGAUUUACAGGAGGGGCGUGAUAUAUAAAAUAGUAAAAUAUAUAGAAUAUUAUAUAGACCCCCAACCUCCCCUCCUCCCCAAACAACAAAGAAAAAUAAAGUAAGUAAAGAGAGUUAACUAUAAUUAAGUCAACAUGGUUCUAAAAGGACAGCUCCGCAAUACUACGCUUAAAUUGACUGAGCGAAGUCGCUCUUUUUGCAUCUAAUGGAAGAUUAUUCCACAGCAUUGAUGCGCUAUAUUUAAAGCUUCUCUUCAAAAAAUUAGUUUUUGGUUUUGGAAGUGCUAGAUCCGUUUCCUGAUUUCGUAAAUUAUGGCCUCUAUAAGGAUUUUAUACAUUAGGAUACUCUUCGACUUAGCCCGCCUAACAUGUAGAUUAUCCCAUCCUAAACCUUCCAAAAGAUCACUUGAUCAGGAGACGUAUAUUACUGUCGUCUUUGUAUUUGGUGACAAACAAGUAUCAAUACAUUUACACUUAACCAACAUUUCUACAGUGCAAAUUCACAUAUGGAUAAGGUCAAAUGUACUUCAAUUGUUACCUAUAAUUACAUACAUACUUAGUCUAGACUAUUUCGUCUUUCACAACAACUGCGAUACUACUUUCUUAACUGUGUUUAUCCUAACCCACCCUGUCAAUUUGCCCUGUGGGAGAAAAUCCAGAGCACCCGGAGAAAACUUUUGCGGUCAAAUCUAUUAAAGACAGACAUUAAUCGUAUGAAUAUGAGCACCUUGGGAGCUUCAAUUGUUGAUUUCGCUUUUUAUGCUAAUUUUCGAAAAUUUUCAAAACCGCAGUGACCACACUUAAAGAAGCCGCCAAAUGAGUUGAAUCAAUGCAAUACAAUCAUGCAACUACCAUACAAUUAUCUACGUACUGUUGAAGCCAUGGUUUGCAGAUGUUUUGUCGGCAAAAUGCAAGGUUUAAAAGGGUCAAUGGAUAUGAAACAGGUGUAAAAGAAACGAAUUCGUUGUUAUUAAGAAAUGUGAAUAUGAAAAUAUAUAUUUUAUCGUUGAAAGAUUUCAUAGUGCCAGCAAUUACGUAAUUACUAAAUUAGAUUUCAAACACUUGAAACACGUUUCAUACGAAUAACAAUUAAUGAUAUUGAAUUAUAAAAUUUCCUUCGUAGGAAUAAUAAUUAAAUUGAAUAACAAUUAACGUUGAAAUAUCCCUCCUGCUGUGAAUAUUGCACGACGAAUGACCAGGAUAAAGCAAUGGGAUAACUGGAACGCUACCUUCAGAUAAACUCCCGAUCUUUUUCUUGAAGUCAAAUCUGAUCCCCAGACACGCGUGUUUGGGAAUGAACGCCUCGUGUUCUCUCGCGAGACCAGUUUUGGGAGCGGGCAUGUUGUUUUAAUAAGAAAAAAACUUACAGUAAAGUUUAUACUAGGACGUUUUACCUGAAUAAGUGCAUUAACAUUAAGUUUUCAGCGCUGUUAAAAACCGCUUUUUGUAAAUUUUAAGCAGCUUUUCAAUAAUACAUAUUCACAUGUCGAUAAAGUUGACUGUGCUCUCUAGCGAAACAUGUCUGAUAUUAUACACUAGAAUGGAGCGUUGAAACGUUGGAUCGUGGAUGUAAUUUGUUCAGGGAUUACAUUCAUUUACUUAAACCAGAGUAGCGAAACAUGUCUGAUAUUAUACCUGGUUGCAUGAACCCACUAGACUGGAGUGUUGAAAGGUUGGGUUGUGAAUGUAAUUUGUUCAGGGAUUACAUUCCUUUACUUCAACCACAGUAGCGACGUAUGUCUGCAUAAGAAACCUUUUGUUUAGUUGUACUGGCGAGAUGUGAACAAGAAAGAUCCAGCGAGAUAUUACACAAGCCUUACAGCAGGACAAACGAUUGGACUUAAUACAUACGACAAUCACGAGUGGACGGCAAAAGACAUCUUUCGUAGAAGUUUGUUGAUGAAUGAUAAACGAGGAGUCCUUCAGAAAGGAAACACAGAAGCCACAAGAUCUGUUGUUAUUAUAAAAAAUAUAGGUAGGAAUAGUUCACAGUGCUAUUAUGCGAUCACAUAGGGGGGUUAGUUGUACAGAGGUCAGUGCACAUGUUUUUCACGUGUCUGUGACCGAUGUUUGUUUGAUUCUUCGGUUACAUUCUUAGGACAGCUUCUACAGUAGUUUCCACCAAACAUCACAGGUUUUCUAUGGUAACAUUGGAUGGCCCUUACUGGACCUCUAGGGAGAACAGUUUGGAACUGAUAGAGCUAUCCAGUAUAAGUAAAGUUAAUUAGUUUAGGUUUUCUCCUGUAGUAACACUGGAUCAAUAAGAGAUGAUCCUUACUGGACCUCUAGGAAGAACAGUUUAGAACUGAUAGAGUUAUCUAGUAUAAAUAAAGUUAGUUUAGUUUAGGUUUCCUCCUGUAGUGACACUGGAUCAAUAAGAGAUGAUCCUUACUGAACCUGGAUCUAGAAAGAACAGUUUAGAACUGAUAGAACUAUCAAGUAUAAAUAAAGUUAGUUUAGUUUAGGUUUCCUCCUCUAGUAACACUGGAUUAAUAAGGGAUGAAUUUUAUCUAGCAGUUUAGAUAUGAUAGAGACCGAAGGUUUAGUUACGCCUGAAUUUUUUCAAAUUUUAAUUCCAGGCCAAAGAAAUACAGAUAUUGGUGAUCGCUACGUUGAGAUGAUGGUUGUCGUGGAUAAAGCUGUCAUUGGAAGACACAGAAAUGAUGAGGAAGUGAAGAGAUAUGUUCUAACGUAUUUAAAAUUGGUGAGUGAAAACUAACUUUAUUUAUACUGGAUAGUUCUACCAGUUCUAAACUGUUCUCCCUGGAAGUCCAGUAAGAAUCAUCGCUUAUUGAUCCAGUGUUACAACCGCAGUUCUUUUCAUUAUCCUGUAUAUCAAAAAUUUUUCUAAAUAAUAUUCAGUUGAUUCCUUUCAAAAUUUUUAGGCAUCAGCAAUUCUUCAGCACUCAGACAUAACUAAAUAUGGACUCAAAAUACAUUUAGUUCUUGCCAAGUUGGUUUUGUUGCGCAGAGAUCUGGUGAGUGAAACCCUGGUCACAGAAGGUGAAAGAUUUAUAAACCUAUAACCACUGUACUAUUGAAAAUAUAUUGUGUAAAUUUCUUCUGAUCAAUCGGAGAACAGAAAACUAAAGUCUCCGAAGAAAACCUGUGGUGUUUGGUAGAGUCAAACUGGAAGCACUCUUCUCACCAAGACCGGAUCUUGGUAGAAGUGGCGACGGAGGUGGGGAUUAAGGGAGGUGCAGAGGUCUAGUUCACGGCACCUAUAGAACGUAAGUCAACGACGUGACGUAUGCAUGACCUGUACAUAUGCAUCAGUGUAUUUAUGUUCUUUUCAAGGGGAGGUGCAUGCCUUUUCAAAAGAGUUUCAAAAAAUUUCAGAGGAGGUGCAGAACAAUCUCAGGGGAGAUGCGCCUCCCCACACUUCCUUCAAAAUCCAGCCAUGCUUCUCACAUACGACUGAGGGAAAAUUCUGAACAGAAUGAAAGAUAUUAGCAAUAAGCCAUCAUGUACAAUCCAACCAACACUCUCGUCAUCAUUUCCUAGAGCGAUGUGAGACUGGAUCCAGACGAGAGAGAAAAUAAUUUGAGAAAAGUGUGUAAUUACAUGAACAAAAUUGGGAACGGUGGAUCUAGGAAAUAUGAUCACAAAUUGUUUCUAACAAGGCAAGAAAUUUUCAAAUGCCUUCAUUAAUAUAACAACGUAUUAUGGAAACUUAAUUAAACUUAUACUGUCAUUUCCAAUGUUAUUUUUCUAGGAAUGAUUUUGGAAUGGGAGGUAUGGAUGUUUCAAAUGUAAUGUCUAAUGUUGAAUGAACUAACUUGAUUUAUGUUGGAUUGUUUUAACAAUUCUGUGGUACUACAUGCACAAGGAUUUCGGAGAAAACCUGUAGUGUUUGCUGCACACGUAAAAACGCACAAUUGUAAUAAACCUGCAGCAGACUUGUAGCAAUGCUGUUCCAACAACUUGUCAACAGGAUGUGUUCGCACUGCUUGUUCCCAGCUUGUUGACAAGUUCUCAACGGCAUGUUGACAACUUGCUACAAGGUUGUUGCGCCAAACAGACUUGUUACAAGUUGUUCCAACAACUUGUUAUCGUCCUGCAAUUCAACAACUUGUCAACAAGUUAUGAGUGGCAACAUUGUAGCAACUUGAUGAAAUAACAGCAUUGUUACAACUUGGUGACAAGCUUGCUACAAGCCUGUUGCGAACACAUCUUGUUAACAAGUUGUGAGAUUUUUACGUGUGUGACCUGCAGACUCGUAUGGUAGCAACAUCCUAAGAUUCUGUCUCCUAGGUUACGCGAACACGCGAGGAAUGUGCAGUCAUUACACAAGUUGUUCAAUGGUGUAUGAUCAUGGAUUUACAGCCUCGUUCCUGGUCGCACACGAACUAGCGCAUUCGUAAGUUCCACUUCUAAAACUUGAAUGCGCACUUGGAAGACUUAGGGUUCCAAGUGUCGCUCCUACAACCCAACUUGUUCCUCUUAAAGUUUCAUUUCAUGAACUUUCAUGUUCACAUUUGUUCAAAAUAUCAGUGUGUUAAUAAUGUGUGUUUGUGUCCCUAAAUAUGUCAUAACUAGUGUUGUCUUUGUUGGGUUGGUCUUAAUAUGGGAUUCUGGUCCUGUUAACUAUACCUUCAACCUUAUUCCUUCAUCUAUGUGUAUAUUCGUAAAUUUAAUAAUUAUUUGUUCAUGCAUAAAAGGUUGUAAAGUUAAUAUGUAAAGAAUAACAAGGACUAGCUCAGUAUGCCAACAGCAGAACUUCAGUUCUCCCAGUAGAUAUAUGUCCACCAAGUACCUCGUCUGUAAACGGUGUUAACGAUAUCUAUCGACUUAGGUUCGGCGUUGAUGAUCGCGACUUCGGACAGAACUCGGGCUUCGUCAUGUCACAAAUGGUGGACGCACGAUUUAAUCAACACCGCUGGUCAAAGUACAGUCAAAUUGCAAUGCUUACCAAUAUCAG
Molecule: messenger RNA, 5563 nt
Organism: Paramuricea clavata
Lineage: Eukaryota; Metazoa; Cnidaria; Anthozoa; Malacalcyonacea; Plexauridae
Source: the annotation of a GenBank genome assembly